Podarcis raffonei (Aeolian wall lizard) is the source of this 1993-nucleotide messenger RNA. RefSeq names its product LysM domain containing 1 (gene LYSMD1). Bases 626 to 1312 code for a protein of 228 amino acids. NCBI's taxonomy places the organism in Eukaryota, Metazoa, Chordata, Lepidosauria, Squamata, Lacertidae. The record is from RefSeq and is a predicted model, not a curated record. The transcript is spliced from 3 exons.
UCAUUUUGUGUGCUUGUGCAUGUCUAAAUGUGCAGCAUAAUUGAAAAUGUGGUUGGUGGGAGAUUACUCAGCAGCCCCUCCCAAAUACUACAAUUCCCAGAAGCCUUUGCGAGAGCUGGUGGGUGGGAGGAGCCAGGGCUAGGCUGGGUUCUAUUUCAACUGCUUGCAACAGAAAGCGCAGCCGCCGGGCAACCUGAUGGUGGAUUACUGGAUAGGUUAGGGGGCUUUUGCUUUGCAAGAGGGGACGGAGGGGGGGUGAUCUUUCAGAGGAAAAGCGGACCGACGUGGGAGCAGGAGAUCCAUUGGGGGAUCUGGUAUCUGGGAGAACAGGAGGAGGCUGGACUGCAAUGGGGUGUUUCUGAAAGUGAAAGCAGAGCUGCACUGAAAGGUUACAUUUGGGGGGACGGGAGAUUUUUUUGGGGGUGGGGAAGGGCGAAGGACGUGGAGAGGCGUCCUGGGUGGACACAGCCUCGCUCAGGGGACGGGCCUUGAGGGUGCCUCCUGUGAAAUGGGCCUAUUUGGCUGCAGGGGUUGGUGGCUACAGUAGGAUCAGCCCUUGCGAGGUCAGCCUUUCCUGGCCUCAAGCUGGGGCCGUCCAGGUAAGGGGAGGGUUGGCAGCUGGGGGAUGGCCUCUCCGUCCAAACAGGGGUCCCCUGGCGGGGCAGGGCUACUGCAAGGGAGCAGGACCCGAUCCUACGGCAGCCUGGUCAAGACGGUCAGCUCGCCGGCGCGCGAGAGGCGGCUGGAGCAUCGGCUUGAGCCUGAGGACACUCUCCAGGGGUUGGCGGUCAAGUAUGGGGUCACGACAGAGCAAAUCAAGAGAGCAAACCGGCUGUACACCAGCGACUCCAUCUUCCUCAAAAAGACUCUCUACAUCCCUGUACCGGUCGAACCCAAGGCACUGUUGUCCAACGGGUUAGAUCUCGAGGAAGAUGAGGAGGAGAAGGAGAAGGUGGAAGAAGGGGAGACGGGGGCCUUUCAGCCCGAGACCCCCAAGAAGCAGAAGCAUCCGCGGAAGAACGGGGCGUCGGGGGCCUCUGCCCCCAAGCAUGACCUCUCCGCCGCGGACUUCCUGUUCAAGCUGGACUCUGAGAUCCGCCGAUCCAAGCAGGCCGCCACGAAGAAGCUGCGGGAAGGGGGCAGCUCGGUUUCUGGGAGCGAGCCAGGAUCUCCCCACUCCACGGCCGCCUCCUCUCCUUCCUCCUACCAGAAUGAGGCUUCUUCCCGCGCUGUCCUGGGCCCCGUGCCCCUCACCAAAAUCGCCCGUGCUGACACCCUCCGCGACCAAGAGGACGAAAUCUUCAAGCUCUGAGCGACGCCACUUCCCUCCUUCCGCUGUCCGUGGGGCUCCGGUGACCACAAGAGAGCUUCCCCGUCCCUUUGCCCCCCACCCCACCGGACCCACCGGUAAGGGGACUCUCCCGCUGCAAACAGCCAAGGAGCCGGGAAUUGUUUUUGGAGGACGGACGACCCCCGUAGACGGGCGCUUCGGAAGGGGCCUCUGGCGCAUCAGCAUCAUCGACGACCCAUUUCUGCCUCCUGGAUUUUGAACAGACUCUUUGUGCGUCUUUGUCUCUGUGUACCUUCGUUUUCUCCCUCCUCCUCCAUCAUAUUUAUCACCUUAAGUGCUUUCUUGCCCAUCCUCAAAGUCCGAGGAUAACCUUCCCUUAAUGCCCCCCCCGUGGUAUAUAUAGAGCAGCUGGCUGAACAGAAGCGAAGGGGGCGCUGUUGUGCUAUGGGAAACCUCUCCCUUGUUUUCCGGCGGUCAGUUUAGGGCUGGGGUGGCCGCCGUGGGAUCCCUGGUGUGGCUGGGCGUUGGGCGAGGGCUUGUUGGGUCUGUGCUCGACUUAACGGUGGGAUCCCUGAGCCGUUCCAGCCCACCCCCCUUCCACUUCCAAGGCUCCAUCUCCUCACCCCGCAGACUUCCGGGAGUCCUCUUGUUGUACUGCCUCCCCUGUGAUUAAAACAACUGGCAGUUUUCGCUGACUUCCAA